Molecule: messenger RNA, 632 nt
Organism: Paraglomus brasilianum
Lineage: Eukaryota; Fungi; Glomeromycota; Glomeromycetes; Paraglomerales; Paraglomeraceae
Source: the annotation of a GenBank genome assembly
AUAAUGAAUUAGUUGGUAAAGAACUCUCCUCUCUAGCAAAGAAAUUAGAACAAGUAAAGAAUUUAGUAACUGAUAAUGAGAUAGAGAAGUUGAAAAGGAUGGUAAGAACGGGUGCCAGCACUUCUGUUGGUGGAGUUUGUAUUAUUUGGGCUGAUUAUGCUGGACAUCUAGACGGAUUAAUAAGUGCCUUCCGUAGAGACUUAGAAAGUUUAAGCGGAGAAAUAGACAGAAUUCCUUACGAUGUAGGGAAAAAGUUAAAGAAACUGAAAAUAGAGGAAAAAAAUCUCAAAAGAACAAUUGAGGAAAACCUUAAAAGGGCAAACUUAGAAAAAGAUCCUGAUAAGAAAAGAAAAUUAUUGAUUUUAGUAGAUGAAGACAAAAAGAAACUUCAGGCAAAUUAUGAAGAACAAAAGAAAAUUAAGAUAGGAGAAAAUUUUGAUCCUGAAAAGAGUAUUGAAGAAUUUAUUAAUGGAAUAGAAGAAAAAUUAUCAGGUAGAAGUAAUCCAUCAAGAAAUCCCAGAACCCCCAAUUCUAAUCCAACUGGUUCAGGUGGCGGUUCUGGUUCAGGAACAGAAAGAAAUCCAACCCCUCUUAAUCCUUUUCAACCUAACCAAAACGCCUCUCAAAACUGA